AUGGGUCUGCUCACCAUCAUCCGCAAGACCAAGUUGCGCUCGCACGAGUUCCGCUUCCUCUUUCUCGGCCUCGACAACGCAGGCAAGACGACCAUCCUCAAAAAGCUUCAGAACAAGCCGCAGGACGAGAUCGAGGCCAUCUCGCCCACACUCGGCUUCUCUAUCCAGACCUUCCAGUACGGUAAUUACCACCUCAACGUGUGGGAUAUUGGCGGCCAGAAGAGCCUGCGGCCGUACUGGAAGAACUACUUUGAAAAGACGGAUGCCAUCAUCUGGGUCGUCGAUUCCUCCGACACCGCCCGCCUCACCGACUGCAAGCUCGAGCUCGACAACCUGCUCAAGGAGGAGCGACUGCACGGCGCAACCAUCCUGAUCUUUGCCAACAAACAGGACAUCCCAGGUGCCCUUUCUGCCGAACAGAUCAAGAAGCAUCUCGAGCUCGACAAUGUCUCGUCGCACAGCUGGAGGAUCCAGCCUUGCAGCGCCUACACGGGGGACCAUCUGGUGGACGGACUCGACUGGACCGUCAAGGAUGUUGCAGACCGCAUCUACUACCACGGCGAUGCCGACUUCGACCAGCCGCCAAUUACAGCGAGCUUGUCCGCAGCCUAG
Messenger RNA from Moesziomyces aphidis, 612 nucleotides. The record is from the annotation of a GenBank genome assembly. NCBI's taxonomy places the organism in Eukaryota, Fungi, Basidiomycota, Ustilaginomycetes, Ustilaginales, Ustilaginaceae.